Messenger RNA from Salarias fasciatus (jewelled blenny), 1305 nucleotides. RefSeq names its product thioesterase superfamily member 4 (gene them4). The coding region runs from base 184 to 939 and encodes 251 amino acids. The record is from RefSeq and is a predicted model, not a curated record. Lineage: Eukaryota; Metazoa; Chordata; Actinopteri; Blenniiformes; Blenniidae. The transcript is spliced from 6 exons.
UUAAAGAUAUAGUUUAACUGCCGGGGUAAAGACGUGUGGUGGAAUGAUGUUACAGAAUAGCUCUUCUUACCGGCAGGGUAGCGACAGCAUUCAGCUUACAUAGCGGUUAAUAGUUACGUCACAUAUUUCGCUCAGCUGCCACUGCACCAGCCUCUGUCCAGCUUUCUUACACGCCUUUAAAUUAUGUCAACACAUCUCGGGCGAUUUCUCAGAGGCUUCCGAAGCCUCGGUUCAUCGCCGCUCGUGAGGACUCAUCCAUCCGCCCGCGUUUCUUCCAGACCCGCCUCUGUUCGGGCCAUAGCGACAUUCCCUCUGUCUAUCUUCUCCAAGUCCCGGGACUACAGCCUGCCUAACUCGUCAUGGGGUCCAGAAAUGAUGCAGCUGUAUGAGCAUUAUACCAGCCAAUGUGAAGUUGAGACAGCAGCCGGAGAGAAAGUAGGGGGGCCGUGGAAAAGGCUGCCGAGCUACAAUCGCUCCCUCAAGUAUGCGACAGGUGGGGUGUAUCUCAGUAAGAUAAUCCAGUCCAAAGCUCGUCUGUUUACACGCAACAUCAGAGAAGUGGGAGCGGCUUUUGAGUAUGUUCUCUUCGUUAACGAGAAGGAACAGAGGUGUUUGUGCCUUUUCCAGGCUGGACACCUACUGGAGGGUCCACCAGGAAAUGUCCACGGGGGGGCAAUAGCCACUAUGAUUGACACAGUGACGGGAACCCAUGCCACCAUACUCUCAGGGCCUGUGAUGACUGCCAACCUCAACAUCAACUACCGCAGCCCCAUUCCCCUGGGGAGCACGGUGUUGAUCGAAUCCGCUCUGGAAAAGAAGGAAGGCAGGAAAACAUUUGUUACUUGUAAAGUGACCAGCACCAACGGAUCCAAGGUGCACACAGAAUCAACAGCUCUGUUCGUAUCGAUUAAUGUCAGCCAUCUACUGCUGGGACAAUGACGCAGAAGCAUCAGCCUGCCAUCCGCUCAAACAGUGUCGGCAAGAGGAUGCCAAAACGAGUGUGCGAGUGCUUGUUUUGGUGUGUGAAUGUGAGUUUCUAUUUAUUUUACAGGCAUCUAAGAGAAAAUUCUCUAAACCUUACACUGUGGAUAUUUUUCAGUGCAUGCCGACAUUUUAUUAACAGUGAUAUUAUUUAAUUUUACUGCCUUUUUCUUAAUACAUUCUAUUGUUACAUAAUGUUAACAGUACUUCAGUUUUAUUUAUUAAACAAUAUUUGAACACUUACAUAUCAACUUUUACAGUAUUUAUGGUUUUUUGUUUCUCUGGGGCCUUUUAAGAACAAGUUAUCAUUGAAAUUGUAUUGUG